Molecule: messenger RNA, 4170 nt
Organism: Neurospora crassa OR74A
Lineage: Eukaryota; Fungi; Ascomycota; Sordariomycetes; Sordariales; Sordariaceae
Exons: 4
Coding region: 233-3886 (1217 amino acids)
Source: RefSeq, a predicted model, not a curated record
GCGGCUAUCAACAUUGUCAACCGGAGCAAAACGCCAUGGACAUGGCUUGGGUAUGGAGACUGCAAUGUUUACUUAUACGUUAUGGCUAGCCUUAUGGUGAUGCAUCAUAUGUCAACCAGUUUGAAGCUGUCCUUCCCCCUUUGUUUUUUUUACCCUUUUCGUUCACAUCGCGAACCCGCUGGCGGGUGUUCAUAAGGGGGUCGAGUUGCGUUCACUCAGGAUCCACGGCAAGAUGGCAGUAAAGGAGUUCAUGCUGGAGAGACAGGCUUCAGUCUCGUUGAUUGGGGGUUGGAAACCGGUUACCAUGCAGGCGCCGGUACUGUUAUCUGUAAUCGUUCUGACACUCGUGCUUGCUGGUAGCAUUGAGUUUCUCGCGCAAAAGAGCCAGAAGCAAGGCGGACUGUCCCUAUCCGAGUGUUCCGAUUGUCUUCCAGGGAUUGUGACUUUUGGAUAUCUCUAUGCACCUACGGUCAUAUCCGUUCUGUACAGCUUGCUUUGGUCUUGGAUUGAUCUGGACAUUCGACGGAUACAACCAUGGCUGGAGCUUUCCCGCCCAGAGGGUGCUGAAGCCAGUUCCUCACUUCUCUUGGAUUAUCCAAGCACUUUCCUCGCGUUCAUACCAUUCUCAGCUUGGAAAAAAGGACACUGGCCCGUCUUUUUCUCUGGCAUUACAUCCAUGCUACUCUUUUGGGCAAUUACGCCACUUCAAAGUGCAAUUAUGGGCGUGAAGUCGGUCUCAUUCUCUACUAAUAUUACAAUGGUGGCUCAUUCGUCUCUUCCAUCACCCCAGGAUCAGGCAUUGAUGAUGGACACGGCAGUUUUGUACACAGCCUAUGGAAUAGCGUGGCUCGAACAAACCCAUCCAUCAUUCACGACCGCCGACUAUGCGCUCAUGCCGUUCUAUCGCGCGGACUCAGCUUCAGAAAACCAUCCCGGCGAGAACCUGACCGCUGUAACGAAUAUGCUCACUACGGAACUAAACUGCUGGGAGCCUAUCAUGACUGAGCUCCCAGUUAGUAGGAGCUACAAGUUUGACAACGGUCAGGGAUGUACUGUGGAUGUUGGGCUUUUCCUAGCACCACAAGAACACAAGAACGAGUCUUCUGAAGUCCUUUACAUGGGUUGGGACGGUAACGCAAUUCUCGAUUACUAUCUCGAAAGCCCAAACUGUACCAGAAAGUUUUCAAACCAAUUUCUCGCUGUCUAUGCUCAUCUGGCCGUGAGCGAAAUUGGCAAUCUCGAAGAAUCGAAUGUCACAGCCAUAUUCUGCGAGACUUCAUAUUUUAAACAACCUGUUUCCGUCACAAUUUCAGCCGAAUCUGGCCGUCCGCUAAACAACUCUAUUGUUUCCAUGGGACAGAAACAGCCACUUGGGAAGGAUGAAUUCAACUCAACCGCACUCGAAUAUCUCGUCGGUGUGGGGAUGCCUCCACCUACUCCUACACGUGACUACCCAGCGGCAAACACAUUCGAGCCAUGGGGUAGCCUUGCCGAGAAGGAUGUUGCCAGACCGGUAGUACCUAUGGUCAAUAUUGCGCUUGGGCUUUCAGACGAUCCCGCGUCGGAUUUCUACAAUGUCACAACGCUUGAACGAGUAUUCACAGCGGCCUAUAAGACCAUUUUCUCCGCUGCCAUCUCUCGGCUGGCUUCUGAGACAAGGGGCACUGAGUACAAGACGGGAGAAUCUCAUUAUACUCUGAACGGAGUUGUGGUCAGCAGAACAAUCUCUGCUAUCCUUGAAGGGCUUCUUCUUUUGCUGGCCAUUCUUAUGGCUGCUACGCUGUAUACUUCCACGAAGGCAGUAAGCAAGCUCACCGCGGAUCCUGCUACGCUUGGUUUUGCCUUGAAGUCCGUACAACAUAGUCGAGUCGUGCUUAAUCGACUGGCACUGGAGGACUGUGCCGACGCUGCUUCCCUUCAGCUGAGUCUUGCCGGAGAACGAUUUUUCAUCGAGAAAGGAGUUACAGGCAAUAAUAUUCUGGAGAUGGAGUCCAGUUCUCGUGUCGAUAUCAGAACUGAUAGUCGCAGGAAGGAGACUGAGUAUCACCCUACACGACCCAAAGAGCUGAGCCCCUUGACAGGAUGCUUACUUGUUUGCAUACUUUUGACGGGAGUUGGUAUUCUUAUAUACUUCAAGAAGCAGGAGGAACAUUUGCAAGGACUUCCCCGGCCAAGCGAGAACUUCGAAGUUUUGCAGUUGCUGGAAAACUACAUCCCGACCAUCUUCACAACAUUGCUGGAGCCUUUCCUCGUCCUCAUGACCAGAUUAUUCUGCAUCUUGCAGCCAUUCAACACUCUGCGUAAGGGAAAUUGCAAUCCAGAGAAGACUUUGGAGACCAAGUAUACGUCGCUACCACCUCAGCUUAUCCUAUGGCGCUCCUUAAGAUCGAGAGACUUCCUGCUCACAGCUCUAUGCAUAAUGUCUCUUUUAGUCAACCUCCUCACGGUUGCGCUCGGAGGCACUUUCAACGAGUUGCCUGUUCAGAUCCAGUAUCCGGUGACUUUUCAUGCAGCUAGGGUGCCCUCACUUAGCCGCGAUACCAUGCUAAAUGAGUUGUAUCUUGCUGGCAAGCCAUAUCAAGACCACUUUUAUGCCGCAUACACCAACAUUUCUGGCAACACUACCCUACCGCCGUGGGUUACGACUCAGUAUACUUUCCUGCCGGUCAACGAAAUCAUCCAGGAGAGGUCAGGUUCAGCCGACCUCUUCCGCGCCAAUUUGAGGGGAUUUGGAACGGAGGCAAAGUGUGAACCUAUUUCCACGUCACUCACAGCACCCCAAGCGGUUGCCAAUAUUACAGAACUGUUGCGAGGUGUGCCGCAAUCAGGAAGCCCUGGCGCUACUUUCAACUUCCGCCAUGAUAAUGGGACUUGGCAGACUUGCUUCCCAACUUCUUUACUAUGGGGCUCGAACGCAACAGGAAUAUCGGCCCGAGAAGUUGUCACACCGCUCAGUAAAUCGUACGGGUACACUUAUGGCAACAUACCCUACGAAAAUAGCAUGUGCGAGGACAGAUUCAUUGUUGGCUGGCUUCGCGUCGACUCGAAGAAUCAAACAGAGUCACUUCGGUCAACUUUCUUACAAUGCCAAGCAGUGAUGCGUACGGCCAUGUUUGACGUUGACUUUGAUCAGUCCGGACAUAUUUUGGCGUAUUCAAGGAGCGGAGAAUUCGAUGACAUGACACAGUUCAUGUCCCUGAACAUGUCUCAAACCAUUGUCAGGCAAGCCAACAAGCUCGUUAACUACAAUGGAAGGCCGAUGAAUGAUUACGCCUGGCACAAUGCGACCAUGGUUGCCGACUGGUGGAAUUAUCUCAUGAGAUUCAAACUGAACAGCACCGAUUUGGUAGACCCGAGUCUGGAUAUUCCAAAGGCGGAGGACAUGAUUCCAGUCGUGCAGGAUCUGUAUCAGAGGCUGUUUGCAAUCCUGGUCGGAAAAAACCUGGACAUGUUCCAGGAACCAUCCACACUACAAAGUAUCAACGGUACCAUUAUCGUCACCGAAACACGCAUUUUCUUGGACAACAAAGCGUAUCUAAUGAGCGUUAUCAUUCUCUGUUUGACCGCAGCCGUCUUGAUAUGGGCUUAUCUAACGCAAAGCGCUGCGUACCUUCCUCGCUUGCCAUCAACGCUGGGCUCCAUGCUUGCCUACACUGCAGCUAGUCGAGCAGUAAGAGAGUAUGGAGACAGUGCAACAAGCGACCAGGAGAGCUGGCACCAGAAGGCACCCUUCAAGCCGACAUUCUCGUUCGGAAAAUAUCUCGGCGUGGAUGGAAACAUCCAUGUCGGUAUUGAAAUGGACCCCUUUGUCACACCAAUUGAUGGAACGGUGUUGAGGCGUCGAACGACAGCGAAGUCGUGGUUUCGGGGGAAGGGGGAGGAGUAAAGGGUGGAUAUGUCCAAUAAGCGAUUGACUUGCACUCGUCGAAUUCAAGUCUUGCGAGUGGAAUUAUGCCCAAAAUUCCGUGCUUGAAGAGUUCCUUAUACACUCCAUUCUCCACCUCAACGUGAUGCACCUGCGUUGGUGAAUGAAAGAUUAGAGAUAGGCAAGACUGCCUCUAGAGGUACUUACUACUCAAGAUAUCCGGUACCAGCAACUGUGAUCGUGUUCUCAAGAUGAACCGUACAAGUCAAGCAGAGGACUGAUAAUAAUAUCACUCAACUUUCGAC